Annulohypoxylon truncatum is the source of this 1179-nucleotide messenger RNA. Its product is annotated as NUDIX hydrolase domain-like protein. The record is from RefSeq and is a predicted model, not a curated record. The transcript has a single exon. Gene Ontology annotation, cellular component: nucleus. Lineage: Eukaryota; Fungi; Ascomycota; Sordariomycetes; Xylariales; Hypoxylaceae. Gene Ontology annotation, molecular function: ADP-ribose diphosphatase activity. Gene Ontology annotation, biological process: nucleoside phosphate metabolic process; ribose phosphate metabolic process. Bases 48 to 977 code for a protein of 309 amino acids.
GUUUAAUGGUCUAAGUCAAUAGCUAUUUGUCCGGUAGGUACAAGCAUAUGCAGGUCCUAGACCCUUUGUGUAAAUGUCCAUCCAGUGUAAAGUGCAUACUAGUGUGUAGUGACGUAAUACCCCUCAAUCUAACUUUCAGUAUGCAAUACCAGGUACAUGUAAUAUCUACCAAGAUCUCUAGGCCAUAUGCAACACAUCUUCAACACAUACUGAUAUCUACGAUAUCUAUGAAGCAAGUUUACUCAUUGAAACCUUCACCUACCCGUAUUCGGCUUUGGACGGCAGCCCUGAGCUCGUUAUCGCCUACUCAAACCUCAUCUCGCAAAUAUCACCCGUCCUCAAAAACCAAAAUGUCGCACCAAAAAACCCAGGAGCCGGUCAUCAACAAGGUCUCGGAGCUACCCGUCGACCAGGCGAAGUGGGUGACGCUCAAGCGAGUCGACUACACCGACCAGGUCGGCAAGCAGCGGACGUGGGAGGUGGCGACGCGGAAGACGCGCGGAAAAGCGGGCGUCGACGCCGUCGCGAUGGGCAACGUGCUCCUGCACCCGUCGCGGCCGGCCUCGACCAUGCUCGUCAUACAGUACCGGCCGCCGCUGGACGCGUACACCGUCGAGUGGCCAGCGGGUCUGAUCGACGCCGAGGAGACGGCGGAGCAGGCGGCCGUGCGCGAGUUCAAGGAGGAGACGGGCUACGACUGCAGCGUGCUGAGCGUCAGCCCCGUGCAGGCGGCGGACCCGGGCAUGACGGACGCGAACAUGCAGCUCGUCAUGGUGGAGGUGAAGCUGCGGGAAGGCGACGAGGAGCCCGACCAGCGGCUCGAGGACGGCGAGCACAUACAGCGCGUCGUCGUGCCUCUGAGCGAGUUAUACGACCGCCUAGUCGAGUACUCCAAGGCGGAUCGCACGAUUAUCGCGGCUAAGCUGUUCCAUUUCGCGGCUGGUAUGAAGUUUACGCAGACGCAAAAGUACUUUUGAUCCGCGAGGUUGAGGUUCGUGAUGGAUGUAUUUUAGCGCGCGGAAUUAUCAAACCCUGAAGCAUGUUGACUAUGUUAAUCAAGAAUUGCUUCCGAUAUCUCGCGUUUGUCAUUCGCGAUAUUACUUUACCUAGAUAGACUUCAAGUUCGUCUACAUAGUCGGAUAAUCUAGAACCAAAUUAUCUUCGUAGACCUCUAGGCUC